Homalodisca vitripennis (glassy-winged sharpshooter) is the source of this 591-nucleotide messenger RNA. Its product is annotated as complex III assembly factor LYRM7-like. Gene Ontology annotation, biological process: mitochondrial respiratory chain complex III assembly. The transcript has a single exon. Bases 146 to 514 code for a protein of 122 amino acids. The record is from RefSeq and is a predicted model, not a curated record. NCBI's taxonomy places the organism in Eukaryota, Metazoa, Arthropoda, Insecta, Hemiptera, Cicadellidae.
GUCAUAUGAUCUGAACAAGACAAGACUAUAAAACAACCACUAAACAAUCGAAAUUCAUUUACUUUUCAAAAUUUAUUUGUGAUGUACAUUUUAGCAUGAUAUUUUGACUUACGAGUUAUACAUAAUCCAGUUCAAUGUUAAAAUUAUGUCUUCCGAGUUCAGAAGAGACGCACUGAAAAUAUUUAAAUGCCUGCACCGGACUCGAAGAUCCGUUUUUGAAGGAGAUACAUUUGCCCUUGACGCCACACGUGAUAAGCUGAAUGAAGAGUUCAAGAAAAACAAAGAUUUAAGAAAUGAAGGUGUCGUUCGAAAAAUGCUCAAGUUUGCGCAAGAAGUAGAUUUACUGUUGAGGACCACGGUAGUCCAAGCGAAACAGGUGGAGCCUGGAAAAUAUCGAGCGAAAAUUACUGAAGAUACGGUUAAAAUGGAUAACAAUUCUUUCCGAGAGGUACUUGAUAAACAGCUACAUCCUGAAAACAGUAUAUCGAAAAAAUAUGACGGUAGAAAAGACUGAUAUAAAAAUAACAAAUCCUGACAUUCAUUCAUGUUCAUAUAACUAUGAAAAAGUUAUAAAUAUUUCAAUGUGUGUUA